Messenger RNA from Spirometra erinaceieuropaei, 486 nucleotides. The record is from the annotation of a GenBank genome assembly. Lineage: Eukaryota; Metazoa; Platyhelminthes; Cestoda; Diphyllobothriidea; Diphyllobothriidae.
AUGCCCAACCAAGCCCGGUUUCGUGCUGGACGUGGAUGCGUGGACCAGAUAUUCACACUGAAGCGCAUGCCCGAAUUUCGCCAUAGCUACCAACAACCGACGGCCGUCUGCUUCAUUGACUUUGCCGCCACGUUCGAUUCUGUCCAUCGUGAGUCCCUGUGGCGGAUAAUGGCGCUGGAUGGCAUACCGACAAAAUUCAUCACCAUGAUCAAGGCCUAUUAUCGCGCCACUGCUAUGAGAGUCCUGGUCCGAAGCAAUUCUUCCCAACCGUUUGGUAUUCGGUCUGGCGUUCGACAAAGUUGUGUCCUGUCGCCCAUUCUGUUCAACUACGCUGUUGACUGGAUUCUCGGGAGUGUCCUACACGAAGGUGAUGGUGUUGAGUUUGCACGCGGACACCGACUGACUGAUCUCGACUAUGCCGAUGAUAUCGCCGUACUUGUUUCAAGUUUUAGUGAUCUGCAGUCUAUGGUGUCACGGGUGAACUAG